AGAUGGUGGUCAAAGCUGAGAGAAGCUGCUGACUCGCUGAAAUUAUUUCAAAUAAAAACUUUACAUCGCCGAGGACUAGUGAAAUCUAAUUUUAUUGCUGCGUUGUCGGGGGCGAAACAGGAAAGGGGAGACUUCGUAUUGUGGAAUAAAGCGAUUAAAAGACCACCCUCCCGGGGUUGCGGAUUCUUGGAAGGGUCUGACAUGUUCGACUGAGCUGGAGGUCACAAGGGCCUCAACCCAAACCCCACGACAUGGCAGAGUCUGCCGGCCCCCAGAAAUACCUGCCGAGAGAAGGAGAGGACAACUGCAGCCUGAGCCAAACAAAAGAUGAGGAGUCAGAGGAGCCAAACAAGAAACUGAAGGUUGACCACAUCUCUGGCGGCACAGAAAGCCUCCACAAUGUAGACUUUUGGUUUUGUGAAGAGUGUAAGGAGUACUUCAUCGAGGAAUGCCCGAGCCAUGGUCCUCCCGUCUUCGUGCCAGACACCCCCGUGCCUCUGGGGGUGCCCAACCGUGCCGCCCUGACCGCCCCCUCCGGGAUCGAGGUCAUCCAGGAAGGAGGGGAGGUGGACGUGUGCUGUGUGGACAAGGAUAUCCCCAAGGGGGCGCUGUUCGGCCCGUAUCAGGGAGAAGUGGUCUCUCAAGACAAGUCGUCCGGAUUCUUUUCCUGGAUGAUCAUCGAUGAAAACAACACGUACAAAUCCAUCGAUGGCAGCGAUGAAACGAAAGCGAACUGGAUGAGGUACGUGCGUAACUCGGCGGACGACGGUGAGCGGAACCUGACGGCCUUCCAGCACGGCGAGCACAUCUACUUCAGGGUGUGCCGCGACCUGACGGCGGGAGAGAGGCUGCGUGUGUGGUACAGCGAUGACUACAUGGGCCGGCUGCACAGCAUGUCCCAGGACAGCAUAGACUGCAAUCUGGCUGCAGUGCCAUCAGCUGUUGACAAAUCAGAGGGUGUUCACCGGUAUCAGGAGGAAACUAAAGGGCCGGUGCUAAGGUCAUCGCUUCACGGUCGAAGGGGCCUCGGCAAGCAAGCCAACGAUGAAGCUGACUGUCAACCGCAGGCCAAGAAGAAGAAGAUCGAUCUCAUCUUCAAAGACGUUCUGGAAGCUUCUUUGGGCUCCUCCAAGGGCAUGGACAGCGCCAUCCCGCUGAGGCAGACCCGGGGCCAGCCGGUCGCUUCCCUAUUCAAUCACCCCAAAAUGGCCACCCUCCAAAUAGGCUCCACGUACUCAAUCCAGCAGGAGUGCAAACCUGUCGUGGCGGCCCUCUGCCCCACCCCCUCCGAACGGGACGAGGGGGAGCCUGACACAAGGUCUGUGAAGAUAGAGGAACACCCUGCCCUGGCCUCGGAGAGCCCCUCCACCUCCUUCUGCCCCAACUGCAUCAAGCUGAAACGCAGGAUCCGAGAGCUGGAGGCGGAGCUGGAGCGCGUGAGGGCGGGGCCACAGCUGGAGUCACAUACCCAGGCCCCGCCCCUGCCAGACCCACUCCCGUUCGAAGAGCUGCGAGUGACCGAGGCCAUGACUCCCGUGACCGUGGUGCUGGACGAGGACGACCAGGACGUGGACUCUGCGGACGAGUCCAUCGCCGCUGACCUGAUGGUUGCCGCUGACGACUCGUCCAAGCUGUCCUCCGGGCCGGGCCGGCGCAUCCGCCGCUUCAAGCAGGAGUGGCUGAAGAAGUUCUGGUUCCUGCGCUACUCGCCCACGCUCAACGAGAUGUGGUGCCACGUCUGCCGGCAGUACACCGUCCAGUCCUCGCGCACCUCCGCCUUCAUCGUGGGCUCCAAGCAGUUCAAGAUCCACACCAUCAAACUGCACAGCCAAAGCAACCUGCACAAGAAGUGCUUGCAGCUCUACAAGCUGCGCAUGCACCCGGAGAAGACCGAGGAGAUGUGCCGCAACAUGACGCUGCUCUUCAACGCCGCCUACCACCUGGCACUGGAGGGCCGGCCCUUCUCCGACCUGCGGCCCCUGGCAGAGCUGCUGAAGAAGUGUGAGUUGAAGGUGGUGGACCAGUACCUGAACGAGGGCGACUGCCAGAUCCUCAUCCACCACAUCGCCCGGGCGCUGAAGGAGGACCUGGCCGAGAGGAUCCGCCUCUCGCCCUUCCUCAGCAUCAUCAUGGACGGCCAGAACGACGACCUGCUGGCCGACACGGUCGCCGUCUACGUGCAGUUCAUCACCAGCGACGGGCCCCCCGCCACCGAGUUCCUCUCCCUGCAGGGGCUGAGCUGCACCUCCGCCGACGGGUACGUCCAGGCCAUCGACCGCGCCUUCGCCAUCCUGGGCCUCAGGCUGCAGGACGUGCUGGUGGUGGGCCUGGGCGUCGACGGGUCCAACAUCUCCGCCGGCUUGAGGGCCAACCUGUACAUCACCAUGAGGAAAACUCUGCCCUGGGUGCUGUGCCUUCCCGUUAUGAUCCACCGACCUCACCUGGAGGUGCUGGACGCCAUCAGCGGGAAGGAGCUCUCCUGCCUGGAGGACCUGGAGAACAACCUGAAGCAGCUGCUCAGCUUCUACCGCUACUUCCCGCGCAUGAUGGCGGAGCUGAAGGCCACUGCCCCCACGCUGUCAGAGGAGACGGAGUUCCUGGGCGACAUCCGAGCGGUCCGCUGGAUCAUCGGCGAGCCCAACGUCUUGAACGCCCUGAUCAAAGACUACCUGGAGGUGGUGGCCCACCUGAAGGAGAUCAGCAGUCAGACACAGAGAGCGGACGCUGCGGCCAUCGCCCUGGCCCUCCUGCAGUUCCUCCUGGACUACCAGUCCGUCAAGCUCAUCUACUUCCUGCUGGAUGUCAUCGCUGUCCUCUCGCGCCUGGCCUUCGUCUUCCAGGGGGACUACCUCCUCAUCUCCCAGGUGGACUCCAAGAUCGAGGAGGCCAUCCGGGAGAUCGGACAGCUGGUGGACUCCCCCGGCGAGUACCUGCAGGAGUUCGAGGAGAGCUUCCGGGAGAGCUUCAACGGCGUGGACCUGAAGAACCUGCGAGUGGCCGAGUCCAAGUUCCAGUCCAUCCGCGAGAAGAUCUGCCAGAAGAGCCAGGGCAUCCUGGCCCAGCGCUUUGACGCCCGCAGUCGCACGGUGGUCAAAGCCAGCCGCGUGCUGGACCUCGCCACCUGGCCGCGCAACGAGGACGACCUCCGGGCCUACGGGGAGGAGGAGAUCCUGCUGAUGUUCGACCACCUGGAGACCGUGCCCUCCGUGGCCCGGGAAGCCUGCCGCGAGAGGGGGGACCCCCGGGGCAGCCUGGUGGUGGAGUGGAGGGACCUGAAAGCCGACUACUUCAGCAUGAACGGCUUCAAGGAGGUGAUAGGCCACAUAUGCCGCUACAGGCAGCGCUUCCCCCUGCUCAAUCGCAUCGUGCAGAUCCUGCGGGUGCUGCCCACCUCUACGGCCUGCUGCGACAAGGGCCGGGUCUCCCUGCAGAAGGUGCGCAAGAACAACCGGGCCCGCCUCACCCUGGAGCAGCUCAAUGACCUGCUGACCCUGGCUGUCAACGGCCCUCCCAUGGCCAGCUUCGAUGGGAAAAGGCCCCUGGACAGCUGGUUCGAGGAGAAGUCUGGGAACAGCUUCUCACUGUCGGCGGAGAUGCUGAGCAGGAUGUCCAACACCGACCAGAAGGCCGUGCUGCACGGCUUGGACGUGAGCACGGAGUUCUGCGACUAGCGAGCCCUUGGCCUCAGCCGACAUAUUCCAAAAAAGCCAUCCCGGAGGGAGGGGGGAGGAGUGAUCAGAGCCAUCAUGUGAUUGGCCAAACCAACUGAUGGUGGCACUGCUGCUAAGAUGGGCUGAUCAGUUUCUUUCUUUUUUAUGUAAGAGAAUUGGGCUAGUAGAAUCAUACUUUAGCUUGUAUUACGCGCUGCACUAUGGACGAUAUAUGUGUAUAACUUUAUAUGUAAAUACAUAUCUGUACGUAUGCAUGUACUUACAAUGCAAAAAUGUAUUCAUAUAAAUAUAAUCACGAAAUCACUGCAAAAUGUCACAUAAAACCACUUAUGUUUCCUUAGGUAGAGUAAUGAGGGUAUUUUUAUAAAGGCAGCGUUUCCAGGAAAGACUUUAAAAGUUGACAUUUUUGUAUGAAAAGAAGUUAUUUCCUAUUAAAUAGCCGAAUUAAAUAUCCUAUUCUUCAUAUCUUAUAAUAUAGGCUGAUUAUGUGAUUACGUGAAGUUCAACAAAAGGAGGAAGUGGUCUUAGCGUUUCAUUGUACUUCAUUGCCACUGCUUCGUUGAUUGGAAUGAGAAAUGAAACAUCCUGCCAAUGAGACUUAGGGCUUACACUCGGCGCAACGUGAUGGAAACCCAAACCCAAGUGUCUUUGCUAGUUUAAGGCCAACGCAUUUCUUUGUCAUUCUCCCGUCCAGCAUCUAUGCUAGCAUAUGAUCUUGAGUCCAUGUGGACAGGUUGGUCUUAAAAUGAGGUGUGGUCGUGGUAAUUGUUGGUGUAUUGCUAUUUUGAUGCGUCCGAAAGCAUUUGCGUUGUGUCCAUCCUAGUCUUAAGUCAUAUCGCAGUCUCACGCCCGCGCCACCCUCCUGUCUAUUACACACACAGGGGCACGCACAAACACACAUUAAAAUAUCAAGAUUGCAAUGUAAAAGAUAAUUAUUUUGUAUAUGAAAAAACACAAUAAACAUACAUGUUGUACUAUUGAUCUAAAUUAGACAAUCACAUUAUGAUAACGACAACUAAAACUCUAUAAAACUCAAAUAAAAAUCCUGGUGAGGAGAUGUUGCAAUGCUAUGUAAGGUUACACACGUAUUUGAAAAAUGAUCCUGGAUGAAGACAUGACUUAUAUUGGCCAGCACUGUCCGUACUGCAGUCUCCCAGGAGGAUCCCUAUUGGAGCCGUAGCUGGCUAUCCGCUAAAGACAUGGCUGAUGACAAGUAUAGAGUACGUGAAUUGUCAUUCAGUUGAAAACUCAUGAAAACACGCCCUGUAGCUUAAUUUGAAGUGCUAAAAACACAGAUGUUUGCAGAAGUCAGGUGGAACAUUACAACACAGCCCUCUGAAUGUCUGUAUAUUCUUUGCGGCAUGUUGUGCGUUACAUAACGUUGGCAGAAUUCGCAGAUGUUUUGGACAUUGAUGGAUUACAGGAAGGCGUGAUGAUGGACUGCUGUUGCCUUUAGUGAAGUGAGAUCUUCCCACCAGCAGCAGGGGCCAGAACGAAUCAGCUGCCAUCUGUAGCAUUUCUAGCACACAGAUUAGUUUAGAAAAAGUCCACAUUUUUGUCAUAGCUUUGUCCAGGAAAUAUUUAUUUGGACAUUUUAAAUCACCUUAAUGCAUUGCAAUGUUUUUCAAAUACGGUCCAGUUUUUUUUUUUUUAUAUGAUUCAAAAUCAAAGAUUAACUGUUUUUAUUCUUCAUUCUUCACAUACAAUGAACAGGUUUCCAUAAUUCCGGCAGUUAAAACCCUGCUGGUAAAACUAAAAAUCAUCAAAGAAAAAAAUAAACCUUUUAAAAAAAUUACUAAAUGAUUUGUGUCACUUUACACAAUUCUGAGAAUUUUAAUGGACUCACACAAGCAGGUCUUUCUCAUUAGAAGUCUUGCUAAAUCCACCUUGAUAAUCGCAAUCCACCAAGGUACAAACGCAGGUGGCUUUAAAGGAAAUUAAAGAUGACCCUUGUUUUAUCACUCGUUACACCCAAGACACACGUAUUAAUUUAAUUAAGCCACUAAGUUCAGCCCUUUUGAACGUCGUGCCAUACUUUGCACUCAGUCCAUCUGCCAUUAAUUAAACUAGCAACAGUGUAUAUGACCAUGCCCUCAAUAAUGUACUUGCGCUUUGCACUUUAGGCUAUGCGUUAAGAUCAUUAAAAUGGGGCCCUUAAUCAUUUACAUUUGAGAAAAAUCCACACAGGAGAAACCUUUUACAGUUUGUUGCAGUUGCUAACCUCAGUGUUUGGAAAAUGCAAUUGCAAAAUGUAUAGCACUUAACUUUUUAUUGUCUGGAUGAAUUUCCCUAGUAAUGGCCAAUUGUGGUAAAAUGUGCCACUUUCUUAUGAUGUUAAUUGUGGAUUUUGUAUGAGAAGAGAUGCUUUGCUGAAAUUGCACUUUGCUUAGAGGGCUGUAGCUAACCAAACUCAGUCACAAAAAGCAAUUAGGGAAUGCCACAAAUGUGUUGUGCAGUUGGGAUAGAUGCAUCUGCGCAACCGCAUAUUGAUUUGCUAAGUCUGAUAAGAGGCGAGUGCUACCAGCCUCAGGGGCCGUAUACUCACUUCCUGUUCUCUCCUUGCCAAGGGUCAACAAGUGAAACAAUUCAAAAAAACAUUUUCUGGUGGUCUCAUUGCAGUAAUACUAAGCAUUAUAUGUAUAUGACUUUUUUUCAAUGUUUAGCUUUGUAUUUACAUAUUUCAUGUUGAAAGCCAUAUAUGAUUGUGCCACCAAAUCUUUGCUAUUAAUUCCCAUUGUUAAUUCUGUCUGUGUUGAUACAGGUGACUUGUGGCUUGUGAUUUAGUUUUUAAGGCAUGCAACUGCUGUUGUUUUAAUUUCAUAGUGGUCUUUAUAAACUUAAAGAAAAAUGUAUUUUCAUAUGAAAAUAUCAUUUCAAAUUCAUUCACAGUAAUUUUUGUGAAGACAGUUUCAUAUGCUUGAGCUUGGUACAAAUGAAACAGUAAGUCACCUGACCAAUAAAACAUGCCUUAAUAAUGUAAGUGAAUAUGGAAUAGAUAUUGCACAUUUAGUUUGUGCUGUUUUGCACAUGCAAUCACUUUAAGAUUGAAUAUUGAAUAAGCUUACAAUAUUAAGCUACUUACAUAUUCAGCUCACGUUGAGGUUUCAUUUAUUGAAAUAAUGCUGAUAGAAUGCAUUUGUUAUUUGAACUCGUGCUUAAAGUAGUGCUCUUUCCAAAGACGACUAUUUUGGUGUCUCCCCAGUUAAACCUUAACAACAAACCUGAACAAGAUUGUUUCUGAUCAAACUAAAAUGGAAAUACAGAAAAUGUGUAUGCACAGCAAUACUGGUAGUUCUUAAUAUUGUAAACCAACACGGUGGGUGACGAAUGUCUCUGUUAAAAUGAAAAAAGCUCAAUUUUUGUAAAUUCAGACCAGGGCUUUUGUGCUUCAUUGACCCUUAGUUAGUGUUUUCUGUGGUCUCUUUGGUCCCACACUUGUCUGCGUGUGGCCAGAAAUGCUGCUGAAGUGCUCUAAGCCUACUUGCCAAAUUUGCAGUUUCCAAGCUGACUGGAAAUUGGAAUGUGUUUGUCAACGUGAAUAAUGUAAUAAAAGGAUUUUUUUUUUCCAAAUAUUAUUUUUAAUUGCUUAAUAUAAUAACCUGAGUGUAAAGAAAAGUCUCAAGUGUAAACAUCCCUUUUGCUGAUGAAUAUCAAUGCAGUACAGAAAGGUCUUUUUGGAGUAUUGUGAAUGCUGGUGUUUGUGGGAUUGCCAGGAAACAUUUCUGUGUGCCAAGUGACUAAAUCCACUUCAUCAAAGGAAGGAAGAUGCUGUACACCUGCACACUCGUGUCACACUGGAGAGAGUGUGAACAUCGGCUUGCACAUGGAUACAUACUUUACUUGCCUUUAGAGAUUGUAAUGAAAGGUAUUUUGUACUAGAACAAGUCUGCAUGGGAGGUUUAAUGUUGGCUUAGAUUUUUUUAGAACUGACCAUUAAUGCUAUAAUGAAAACACAACCCUGUUGCUGCUCAAAUGCCUCCUCCUAUUUGUCCUUUUAUGAAAUUAAGUUCUCUUUCUGUCCCUUUCAGUCUUCUGCUAGUUUUGAAUCAUCUCCACCCGUCUGUGUUUGAGUAUGAGAGAUUACCUUUUCAUGUGAAUGUUGGCUGUGGGUUAAGAACCUAAUCCAACAUAUAUGAAACAAGACCUGAUCCUCUUGUGUCACACUCUAAACUGUCCUUAUGGUUUCUUGGCUAAAAUACUUUCACCCAGAUUCUAAAAUGACUUUUACAGCAGAGUAGCCUGUUGCCUAGUGGCUAAGGUGCAUGACUGGGCCCUGGAAGGUUGGUGGUUCAAGCCCCAGUGUAGCCACCAUAAGAUCUGUGCAGCUGUUGGGCCCUUGAGCAAGGCCCUUAACCCCACAUUGCUCCAGGGGGGAUUGGCCCCUGCUGAGUCAACUGUAAGUCACAAAUUAUAGACAUCUAUGCCAUUGUAGUCAGGGCCGAACAUCUAUAUUUUCAGGUGAACACUUGCCCUUGUUUGAUAUUUCUGUUUUAUUUAGACAGAGCUGAGAGGGUAAUAGAUGGUGGGGAUGAAGUAGUGCUCCCCCUAGGUGCCUGGAGGACAAAGAUUGCUUGAGGCAAUACAGAUUGAGACAGCAUCGAACAGACACCAGACAAGGGACAGAUUCAGCGCUGCUAAAGAGCUGCAAGUGGCUGCUGUUAAAAAAGACUUUCAAGCAAAUUAUUUACUUUGCUUGCCCUCUAAACACUUGUACACCCAUAUACUCUGAUAUGAAUAAAUGCUUUUAUCUAUUUAGCCAAUUAAUUUAUCCUGACACAAAAACCGUGUUGCUACUUGUCAUGAUUUUAAAUACAUGCAUGGUUUAAAUCACAAGCUUAAGACUUUUAAGCAAACAUUGGAUACUUGUAUUGCUGACUUUUGUACAAUGUUAGUGCCUGAGGUGCCACAUUUGAAACAUUAAAGCAAUGAAGCUAUCUCGUAAUUUUAGAAUCUUAAAAUUAUAAAUAUAAUAACCUUGGACAUUGCACUUUGAAAGUUAUGUGCUUAUUUUAUAUGCUUUUUAUUAUUUUAUACAAGAGCAAAUGGCUAGUGAAACUAGUAUUACCACAGAUCGAUGUGCUAACUAGAUGGUCACCUCUGUAUUCUUAGCAUUCCCUGUGUUAUAGCUUGGAGUAUGCUGCUUGGCUCAUUGUGAAUUUUCCACGAAGGCAUGUGGAUGACUAGAACACCCGUAGGUAGCCUAGCAACAAAAACAUCCCUUGAACCCACUGUUACAAACUAGACCACAGUAAGAAAGCAUGAAUGAGAAUGGAACACAGAAGCUGACCAUCAGAGUUUUACACGAGUAUAUGUGGUAUUGCCUCACAGUGAGGUUUGUUUUAGGAAAAACUUGGCUCCAGCUUUUAUUUUUAUUUUAUGCUUUCCCCAACACCCCCUCCCCUCUUUAUGAAUACAACUUUGCUUCCUCAAUAAAUUAAAAAAAAUGAAACUAUCCAGAACAGCCAUAUUCAUGCAGUUGAUUGUUUUUAUUGGGGAACUGUACUUUGUGUGUUGAUAUAACAAAAGGAUCUGGUUAUAGGCCUCUUUUCAAUCGCAGAUUAUCAGCUGCUCUUGUACAAAAAGAAUGUCACAUUUAUUAUCGGAAUGCAAAAUGUACGCUUUCUGUUGCAUCUCAAUCAGAUGUUUUUUGGCAUUGUAUCUGUAUAGUAAAAAAGAAAAGUUUAGCCAUUGGUAUGUAGUGGUCAUUUUCACUCUAAUGGCUGUGUUAUUGCUGCCGUGCAUUCAUUUAGUUUUUAUCCUGUUUUUUAUAUGAUUGUUGAAAACCAGCAUGUUGAUAUUGAUCAAAUGAGCCAAAACCGCUUCAGAAGGAAACCUGACGGUGUUUAACGUUCUCUCGCCUCCAACUUGAAUUCCGCUUUGAAAUUUGUGUUUUCUGUCUAUCAUUUUGUCUUAUAACAGGCUACAGUUAAAAAAUAAAUAUAUUUACUUAAGUAUGCUUAUAAUUAUGAUUAUAUACGUAUAUGUUGACAAAGGACAAUAAGCAGUUAUUUUUUAAUUACUGGGUGCUUUUCUUUUGGGUUCAUAGAACAAUAUAAUCACUUGAUGGUGGAUUGAUUUCUGUUUGGUGGAUGGUAUUCACUCUUCUGCACUUCAAUUAUGUGUGUAUUUCUGCUGGGAUGUGGAAGAAUGAUUAUGAACAACUUCAAUAUUUACAUGGAUUUUAGUUUGACAGUACCUGUUUGAAAGCUAAUUUACAUUUAACACUGGAGACAUACAAAUCAAUAUAUAUUAUAUGCACACACAAGAUAGACUGCUCAACAUUACAGUGUUAUAUUCUGUCAAACAAAUGAAUUGUUUAAUAAAACUUGAUACACUUUAUAUUGAAA
This is a messenger RNA of Conger conger (European conger), 10018 nucleotides long. It is a transcript of the gene prdm11, whose product is annotated as PR domain containing 11. The record is from RefSeq and is a predicted model, not a curated record. Bases 252 to 3671 code for a protein of 1139 amino acids. NCBI's taxonomy places the organism in Eukaryota, Metazoa, Chordata, Actinopteri, Anguilliformes, Congridae. The transcript is spliced from 8 exons. Gene Ontology annotation, molecular function: protein binding.